AUGGACGCUCCCAACAGCACCUCUCAAUCACAGGACCCUCAGAUUGCCAUCCCCAAAGAUAACACUCCCCCUCCUGCCUAUACUCCACGAAGAGUCCCUGACUUUUCUUCUCUGGCCGCCCGGAUGUUCCAAGCACGACAAAACACACUCACCAACAUCUCUGGCAGCAUUCAGCGGCCUCCACAUCCACAAGCCGCCUGCACUUCAAUGCUUUCUGGUGAUGUCUCUGAUGACCAAGACGAGACAUCUGAGGGCAGCUCACCCAUCUGCUUGCGGAUCGAUACAUCUAUUAAUGUGUCACGAAGCAACAAUAUUGUGUGUCUAGUAGCUACACCUGCAGAGCAGGCUAAUGCUAUUGCCAAAGCUGUUGUGCAAGCUUUACACGAGGGAAGCUCAGGACAGUGCGGUAUUCCAAUGAUCGAUGAAUCCGGUUGUCCUCGACCCUUGAAGAUCGAGGUCGAUGCUGGCCUCGUCGUUGAAGGCACAGGCAAUAUCAUCGGAAGCCGAGAUGUUAUCGGCGAGCUCGUCUCAAGACGUGCUGAAUCUUCACUCCGACGACCCCACGAUGAGAAUGAAAAUGAAGAAGACUUUACACCAGCAAAGAGACGACGAUCAAGUCGAUAA
Molecule: messenger RNA, 624 nt
Organism: Fusarium sp. VM40
Lineage: Eukaryota; Fungi; Ascomycota; Sordariomycetes; Hypocreales; Nectriaceae
Source: the annotation of a GenBank genome assembly